AUGUCUGGUGCUGUUCUGCUUUCCUUAUGCUGGUUGAUGCUGCAGUCAGCUGAUGGGGAACUAGAUUACACCACUUGGGGCCAGGGGAUGCAACUGCAGGGGGACUUCUCCAUCGCUGGACUCUUUCCUCUCUACUACACCAAUGAACCGAGUGGUUUGCCUGCUUUGGUUCCGUGCAGAGAAGGUAGACCCAACAAACAUGGAUUUCACCUGUUGCAGGCCAUGAGAUUUGCUGUGGAAGAAAUCAACAACAAAACAGGGCCUCUGUCUCUCCUACCAGGAGUGAAGCUCGGCUAUCAGAUGUAUGAUAUUUGCUCAGUACCGGCCAGUAUCCUGGCCACACUGGACAUGCUAGAGCAGCAGUACACAAAUGUUGCUAUGUCUGGGGCAGAGAGCAGCACAGACCGUAACUCCAGUGAAGCUGAAAAUACAGUGGCUGUGAUUGGGCCAGACAGCAGCAGCAAUUCUUUCACCCCUGCUGCUUUACUUGGAACCGUUCUUAUGCCACAGAUCUCUUAUGAAGCAUCAGAUGAGCAGCUGAGCAACAAGUUGUACUAUCCAUCUUUUUUCCGCACAAUUCCAAGCGACAAGAACCAGGUAGCCGCUAUGAUCCAGAUCCUGGUUCGUUUCAACUGGACCUGGAUUGCUCUCUUAGGCAGUGAGAAUAACUACGGGCUGCAGGGCAUGCAGAGUCUGUCCAAGCAAGCAUCCAGCUACGGCAUCUGCAUCGCCUACCAAGGAGUCAUCCCCCCGGCCAGCGCUGACACAGUCCAGAUCAUGAGGAACAUGGUGACAGACUUACUGACUACCCAAGUCAAUACCAUUGUGGUAUUCUCCAGCAAGACAAUACUCAGUGGCUUCUUCCCAUUUGUACUUGAGCGCAACAUAACAAAUAAAGUGUGGAUUGGGACAGAGGACUGGUCAGCGGCAACUCGUAUAUCAGGAAUAAGUGGAAUCAACACCAUUGGUACUGUGAUUGGUGUGUCCCUCAAAUAUGUAGCCAUUUCUGGAUUUGAAGAGUUUGAGAACAAGGUAGUCAAAGCUUCAAUGCAGUACACCAAGGAAAACACUAAUGUUACCAUGAGCAAUGGAAAUGACUGUAUACAGAGCACAGACCUAUACAGCCUUGCCAGGAAUAAUUACACUCUGGAGAAAUAUGACAUCACCGCUGCCUUCAAUGUGUACACGGCUGUAUAUGGUUUGGCUCAUGCUCUGCACAGUACACUUGAUUGUGAUGCUGGAAAGUGCAGCAAGAGAAGCGUGCAUCCAUGGGAGCUUCUUUCAUCACUAAAGCAGGUGCGAUUCUCCCUGGAGAACACCUCUGUCUACUUUGAUGCAAAUGGAGACCCACCCACAGGAUAUGAUAUUGUUACCUGGAUUUGGAGGGGGAGUGAGUGGUCUCUGAGAGUGGUGGGCUCCUUUACCCCAGACCCCAUUACACUGACAAUUGAUGCUGAUCAAAUAGAGUGGCAGGGAGAAGGAGACUCAAGAGAUGUGCCACUGUCCAUCUGUUCUCCACCCUGCCCAACAGGCCACAAGAAGCUGCUGACAGGGCAGCACUUGUGCUGUUUUGACUGCCAGGCCUGUCCUGCUGCCACAUUCCUCAAUAAAAGUGAGCCUACAAUAUGCCAGCCGUGUCUGCCGGAGCAGUGGGCACCCCCGAGCAGCGAGCAGUGUCUGAACAGAACCAUCCUGCUGCUGGAAUGGGAUGCCCCCCUCUCCAUUGCCCUGCUCUUCUUUUUUGCCACUUGUCUUCUCAUGAUCUCUGGCACUGCAAUAAUCCUCCUGCUCAACCUGAACACACCCGUAGCCAAGUCUGCCGGGGGCCGCACCUGCCUCCUGAUGCUGGCAGCCCUGACUGCCGCCACCAUAAGCUCUUUGUGCCAUUUUGGCCGGCCAUCGCCUCUGGCCUGCAUUUUCAAGCAGUCCCUAUUCAUGGACAGCUUCACUGUGUGCCUGACCUGCAUCACUGUGCGCGCCCUUCAGGUUGUCUGCAUUUUCAAAUUUGCAUCCAAGUUGCCACCGGCCUAUGACAAGUGGGCAAAAAAACACGGGCCAGAGUUCACAAUCUUCCUCGUGUCUGCUAUGAUCCUCAUCAUUUCUGUGCUCCGUGUGACCCUCGACCCUCCCAGGCCUUCCAGGGAUCUGGAAUUCUAUGAAGACUGCAUUGUGUUGGAGUGCAGCAAAACCCUCUCGCUCGGCUCCGGUGUUGAACUUGGUUAUGUAUCGCUGCUCAGCUUCCUCUGCUUCGUUUUCAGUUACAUGGGCAAAGACCUGCCAGCCAAUUACAAUGAGGCCAAGUGUGUCACCUUCAGCCUCAUGGUGUACAUGAUCUCCUGGAUAAGCUUCUUCACCCUCUACCUCAUCAGCAGAGACGCGUUCACCAUGGCCGCACAAGUGUUUGCCACACUCUUCAGCGUGCUGGCCUUCCUUGGAGGAUACUUCCUUCCCAAAAUUUAUAUUAUUGUGCUGAGGCCGCAAAUGAACACAACUGCACAUUUCCAGAACUGUAUUCAAAUGUACACCAUGAACAAAAAAUGA
Molecule: messenger RNA, 2541 nt
Organism: Archocentrus centrarchus (flier cichlid)
Lineage: Eukaryota; Metazoa; Chordata; Actinopteri; Cichliformes; Cichlidae
Gene: tas1r1
Product: taste receptor, type 1, member 1
Exons: 6
Coding region: 1-2541 (846 amino acids)
Biological process (GO): G protein-coupled receptor signaling pathway
Cellular component (GO): plasma membrane
Molecular function (GO): G protein-coupled receptor activity
Source: RefSeq, a predicted model, not a curated record